AUGAUGGCUUCGAAAGACCCGUUAGCUAUUGUUUAUCGGCGACAAAGUAAUUAAUUAAACAACAGCUUCAAGGUAUUGAGUAAUCUAUUUAGCAUGUUGGUAAUAUUGUUAGACAUUUGAGCACCUUGAGGAUGGAAUCGUAUGAGGUAUGAAUAUUGAUUGAGAGUUGAUCAGGUAAGUCCUUAUGAGUACAUAAUGAAGUAAUGUAACCAGUCUCUCUAUCCUGAUCAUUCACAUCAUCUCACAUCGUCUCAUAUCUUCCAAUCUUCCAAUCUUUCAAUCUUCCAAUCCCAUAGCAUUCCGAUUUCUGCUUCGAUCUUCAAUCUUAUCAAUUAUCUAACUACCACCAAACAUAACACUCAACAGUAAGUUAUCUCAGAGUAUCUCAUUCAUGAAAAAGCUAACGAAAUCAAGUGUACACCUCAAAAAUCGUCCUCACAGUCUUCGCACUCUUUCCCUCCAUCAAGGCAGGCACCACAGCACCCCACGCAGCCGCGCUCCUCAAAAGACAAGGAUUAUACACCUGGGAAGCCGAGGGAAACGACUGCGAUGUCCACAUCAACGCCUGCAUCAUCCGAGGCGGCGACCCAACCCUCGACGAGGACGACGACAACUUCAGCACCGGAUUCGGCUGUCCCAAGAAACUACAAACGUUCAUCUCAAAGGUCGCAAAAGGGAUCAAUGAUGCGGGAGAGACCGGAUAUUGUAACAUUACUGUGAAAAUCGACAAGAAUUGCUGUGUCAAUAAUAGAUGCUCGGUUUGGGAGGUCAAUAGAAAUCGACGUGUGGUUAAGACGAAUGGUGCUUAUGAGGAGGAGACGCAGGGGGAUGUGCAUUUUUCGAAGGCGUGCCCGAAGGGUACUUAUAUUCAGAGUGAGACUCGCCUUAUUUGA
Hymenoscyphus albidus is the source of this 893-nucleotide messenger RNA. The record is from the annotation of a GenBank genome assembly. NCBI's taxonomy places the organism in Eukaryota, Fungi, Ascomycota, Leotiomycetes, Helotiales, Helotiaceae.